Messenger RNA from Vitis riparia (riverbank grape), 4088 nucleotides. RefSeq names its product importin beta-like SAD2. Gene Ontology annotation, molecular function: small GTPase binding. The transcript is spliced from 22 exons. Gene Ontology annotation, cellular component: cytosol; nuclear envelope. Gene Ontology annotation, biological process: protein import into nucleus. NCBI's taxonomy places the organism in Eukaryota, Viridiplantae, Streptophyta, Magnoliopsida, Vitales, Vitaceae. Bases 171 to 3296 code for a protein of 1041 amino acids. The record is from RefSeq and is a predicted model, not a curated record.
UCCGGCGCUGUCUCUCUCCGCAACCCUUCAGUGUCUCUCCCUCUAUUUCUAAACCCUAGAAAAUCAUCUCACUUCAAUUGAGCUUGCUAGGGUUUAGGCACUCCCGAUCAAUCUCCAUCUCUCGAUUCUCCAUCUUCAAGUGACGUUGUUUUCGAUUUCUAUUUUCUCUCAUGGAUCUCCCCAGCCUCGCUGUCAUUCUCCAAGCCGCUCUCAGUCCCAAUCCCGAUCAGUUAAAGGCCGCCGAAGAGUCUCUCAAUCAGUUCCAGUAUACUCCACAGCAUCUGGUGAGGUUAUUGCAAAUCAUUGUGGAUGGGAAUUGUGAUAUGGCUGUAAGACAGGUUGCUAGUAUUCAUUUCAAGAACUUUAUUGCAAAGAACUGGUCACCUCAUGAGCCUGACGAGCAACAGAAGAUAUCACAGAGUGAUAAAGAAAUGGUGAGGGAUAACAUUCUUGUGUAUGUUGCCCAGGUGCCCCCCUUGUUGAGGGCACAACUAGGUGAGUGUCUCAAGACAAUUGUCCAUGCUGAUUACCCUGAGCAGUGGCCCAGGCUUUUGGACUGGGUAAAGCAUAACUUGCAAGAUCAGCAAGUAUAUGGAGCUUUGUUUGUAUUGCGGAUUCUUUCUAGAAAAUAUGAGUUUAAGUCAGAUGAAGAAAGGACACCAGUUCAUCGCAUUGUUGAGGAGACAUUUCCUCAUCUGCUCGGUAUCUUUAACAGGCUUGUCCAGAUUGUCAACCCUCCACUGGAAGUAGCAGAGUUGAUCAAGCUUAUCUGUAAAAUUUUCUGGUCAUCCAUUUAUUUGGAGAUUCCAAAGCAGCUGUUCGAUCCCAAUGUAUUCAACUCUUGGAUGAUUCUUUUCUUGAAUGUUCUGGAGAGGCCUGUUCCUUUAGAAGGCCAGCCCGCAGAUCCAGAGCUUAGGAAAUCCUGGGGAUGGUGGAAGGUGAAGAAAUGGACAGUUCAUAUUUUAAAUAGGCUGUACACCCGGUUUGGAGACUUGAAACUUCAAAACCCUGAAAACAGAGCUUUUGCCCAAAUGUUUCAGAAGAAUUUUGCAGGGAAGAUUUUGGAGUGCCACUUAAAUUUGUUGAAUGUGAUCCGUAUGGGUGGUUAUUUACCUGACAGAGUUAUUAACCUUAUUCUGCAAUACCUAAGCAACAGGUUUGUGCAACAUGGUUCAUAUAUCUCAAAGAUGAGUAUGUAUCAGUUGCUGCAACCACGGCUCGAUGUUCUUCUCUUUGAGAUAGUUUUUCCCCUUAUGUGCUUUAAUGACAAUGAUCAAAAGCUUUGGGAUGAAGAUCCACAUGAGUAUGUAAGGAAGGGUUAUGAUAUCAUUGAAGAUUUGUAUAGUCCUAGGACUGCUGCCAUGGAUUUUGUGAGUGAGUUGGUUAGAAAACGCGCAAAAGAGAACCUUCAUAAGUUUAUUCAAUUUAUCGUAGAAAUCUUUAAAAGGUAUGAUGAGGCCUCACUGGAAUAUAAAGCCUAUCGGCAGAAAGAUGGUGCACUUCUUGCUAUUGGAGCCCUUUGUGAUAAGCUGAAACAGACAGAACCCUACAAGUCUGAGCUUGAGCAUAUGUUGGUGCAACAUGUUUUCCCUGAGUUCAGCAGUCCUGUUGGCCAUCUUAGAGCCAAGGCUGCAUGGGUUGCGGGACAAUAUGCCCACAUUAAUUUCUCAGAUCAGAAUAAUUUCCGGAAAGCGCUGCAUAGUGUUGUUUCUGGGUUGCGCGAUCCUGAACUUCCAGUUCGUGUUGAUUCAGUGUUUGCAUUGCGUUCUUUUGUUGAAGCAUGCAAAGAUUUGAAUGAGAUCCGUCCAAUUCUUCCUCAACUUCUUGAUGAGUUUUUCAAACUUAUGAAUGAGGUUGAGAACGAGGAUCUCGUGUUUACACUUGAGACAAUUGUCGACAAGUUUGGGGAGGAGAUGGCACCUUAUGCUCUUGGAUUAUGCCAGAAUUUGGCUGCUGCAUUUUGGAGGUGUAUGAACACUGCUGAAGCUGACGAUGAAGCUGAUGAUCCUGGUGCUUUGGCUGCAGUUGGUUGUUUGCGUGCUAUAAGCACAAUUCUUGAAUCAGUGAGCAGGCUUCCUCACCUUUUUGUGCAGAUCGAGCCAACACUGCUUCCUAUAAUGCGUCGGAUGUUGACAACUGAUGGCCAAGAGGUUUUUGAAGAGGUUUUGGAAAUUGUAUCAUAUAUGACAUUUUUUUCUCCGACAAUUUCCUUGGAAAUGUGGAGCCUUUGGCCUUUGAUGAUGGAAGCACUGGCAGAUUGGGCAAUCGAUUUUUUUCCCAAUAUUCUGGUUCCAUUGGACAACUAUAUAUCCCGAAGUACUGCUCAUUUUCUCACAUGCAAGGAUCCAAACUAUCAGCAAAGCCUUUGGGAUAUGAUUUCAACAAUCAUGCCAGAUAGAAAUAUGGAGGAUAGUGAUAUUGAACCCGCUCCUAAGCUCAUUGAAGUAGUGUUUCAGAAUUGCAGAGGUCAGGUAGAUCAAUGGGUUGAGCCAUAUCUCAGAAUCACAGUUGAGCGGUUGCGUCGAGCAGAGAAGCCAUACUUGAAAUGUCUACUCAUUCAAGUGAUUGCAGAUGCUCUCUACUACAAUGCAGCCUUGACUCUCAGCAUAUUGCACAAGUUAGGUGUUGCCACAGAAAUUUUUGGCCUUUGGUUCCAGAUGUUGCAGCAAGUUAAAAAGAGCGGUGUUCGGGCAAAUUUCAAGAGGGAACAUGAUAAAAAAGUUUGCUGCCUGGGGUUAACAUCACUGCUUGCACUUCCAGCUGAUCAGCUGCCAGGGGAGGCCUUGGGACGUAUUUUCAGGGCCACUCUUGAUCUACUAGUUGCAUACAAGGAUCAAGUGGCAGAAGCUGCAAAGGAGGAAGAGGCCGAAGACGAUGAUGAUGAUAUGGAUGGUUUCCAAACAGAUGAUGAAGAUGAAGAUGGUGAUGGUUCUGACAAAGAAAUGGGAUUUGAUGCGGAGGAUGGGGAUGAAGCUGACAGUAUUAGACUUCAGAAGUUAGCAGCACAGGCAAAGGACCUUCGCCCAAAUGAUGAGGACGAUGAUGACUCGGAUAAUGAUUACAGUGAUGAUGAAGAGUUGCAAUCACCUAUUGAUGAGGUGGACCCUUUCAUUUUCUUCGUGGAUACUGUCAAAGCCAUGCAAGCAUCAGAUCCAUUGAGGCUCCAGAACCUUACACAGACGCUUGACUUCCAUUAUCAAGCACUUGCUAAUGGUGUUGCCCAGCAUGCUGAACAGAGGCGGGUAGAGAUUGAAAAGGAAAAAAUGGAGAAGGCAUCAGCUGGGGGUGCCUCAUGAUCCAAUUUUCAGGACAGUGUGGUGGCUUGACAUUAGCUUUGCUGUCCCUGUUGUUUGUUUAUUCCAUUCAUCUAGUAAUGGUUUCAGGAUACCAAGAAGUAGUUGCAAGUUCUGUUGGAGCUCUUGGUUGGUCCAAUGGUCAUGGAGGUCAACGAGUCAUGAAGGUUCUCCAAGUUCAAAGUUUGUUGUGGAGUAAAAAUGGAUUAGGGAACAAUGGAGCUCCCGAAAUUCUCCAAUUGAGGAUUCAAGCAAAGUCAUGUCCGAGUGAGUCUGGCUAUUCGCCUUUCUGCACCAGUUUGUGUUGUCAUUUCCCCCCUUUUUUUUUGCCCCUUUUUCCUUUUUUGAGUCUCCUGUAGGUUAGUCUCCUUUUCUUUGGGCUGAAUUAUCCCUUUCCCAGGGGUAUCUAUUCAUUCAUAAACCCUUGAGGCUGUUUACGUGGGUGAGAGCAGUGAGGGUUUCAUGCAUACAGGGCUUAUAAGAUGUCUUUUGUAAUCAAUCUUUUUUUCUCUGGAUAGAGGGCAUGGUGUGCAGUGUUUGAUGGCUGUAAUGAUAAUUUUUGGUGAAGAGUGGUCUCCAAUUUUUAUCAUUUUUUUUUUCUUUUUCUUUUUGGGCCGGAGUAUAGUCGAUAUUUAUGGGGUAGUUUCUGAAUUAUUGGGCCAACUCGGGGUUGGGAGUUUUGAGCACAGUGCGAGGAGCUUCUAAGGGGUAGCUCCCUGCUGGAUGUAAAACAGUCUAUUCUUUAAAUCAUGUGGACAAUUUAUGGGAAUUAUUGGUUUUCCUUUUUGCCUUUUA